CCGCCGCCGGCUGAGGGAGGCAGGGAGCGGAGCCGCCGAGGGCCGGGGCCUUGGACGCGUCCGGAGGAGGAAGAGGAAGGGGGGGAGCCGGCCCCUCUCGGAGCACGCAGCCCGCAUCCGCUUGUGGAAGGGAAGAGGGAAGCGGAGGGGGGGGAGCGAGCGAGCGAGCGGGUAUCGCCGCCGAGGAGACAAAGAAGCGGAGCCCGCCCGGGCUGGGAGCCUCCCCGCGCCGCUCCGCUCCGCCCCGCCCCGCUCCCACCGGCCGGGCCGAGAUAGUUGUGUACGUAACUUCAUUGGAGAGUCCUGCCUUUCACUGCCUGGAUCCUUUUAACAGUGUGCCAAAGAAGGACUCCAUGAAAGAUGACAGAAGAAGUUAUUGUUAUUGCAAAGUGGGAUUACACUGCACAGCAGGACCAAGAACUUGACAUCAAGAAAAAUGAGCGUCUUUGGCUAUUAGAUGAUUCCAAGACAUGGUGGAGGGUAAGAAACGCGGCCAACAAAACGGGAUAUGUGCCAUCAAAUUAUGUGGAGCGAAAAAACAGCUUGAAGAAAGGUUCUCUGGUUAAAAAUCUAAAAGACACGUUGGGCUUAGGAAAAACCAAAAGAAAGACGAGCGCGCGAGACGCCUCGCCCACUCCCAGCACAGAUGCAGAGUACCCUUCCAAUGGCAGCAGCGCAGACCGCAUCUAUGACCUCAACAUUCCUGCCUACGUCAAAUUUGCCUAUGUGGCAGAGAGAGAGGAUGAACUGUCCCUUGUCAAAGGGUCUCGGGUCAUUGUCAUGGAGAAAUGCAGCGAUGGCUGGUGGAGAGGGAGCUACAAUGGACAGAUUGGCUGGUUUCCUUCGAACUAUGUGGUGGAGGAAGUUGAGGAGGCCACAGCAGAUUCACCGAGCUUUCUGAGCUUGAGGAAAGGCGCUUCCAUGAGUAACGGCCAGGGCACCAAAGUACUCCACGUUGUUCAGACACUGUACCCAUUCAGCUCCGUCACAGAAGAAGAGCUCAAUUUUGAAAAGGGGGAAACAAUGGAAGUCAUUGAAAAGCCAGAAAAUGACCCAGAAUGGUGGAAAUGUAAAAAUUCCAGAGGGCAAAUUGGUCUUGUUCCUAAAAACUAUGUAGUAAUCAUUAGCGAUGGUCCUACCAUUAACACUUCCCACCCACCUCAGAUAAGCUACACGGGACCAUCUUCUACCGGACGAUUUGCUGGAAGAGAGUGGUAUUAUGGGAAUGUUACCCGACAUCAAGCAGAAUGUGCCCUAAACGAAAGGGGAGUGGAAGGAGACUUCCUUGUUAGAGAUAGUGAAUCUUCGCCCAGUGACUUCUCGGUAUCUCUAAAGGCAUCGGGGAAGAACAAACAUUUCAAGGUGCAGCUCGUGGACAAUGUCUAUUGUAUUGGGCAGCGUCGCUUUAAUACUAUGGAUGAGUUGGUGGAACACUACAAAAAGGCUCCCAUCUUCACCAGUGAACACGGGGAAAAGCUAUAUCUUGUGAAAGCACUUCAGUGACGAUGAAGAUGGACUUGGCCACGCAGGCCUCUUCUAACUUCCAAGCCUUAGGUCCCAAAAUCACUUUUAUAGAGCAGAGCAAUAUCCGAAACAGGCUUAAAGAGUAGGCUCUUUCUAACGUGUUUGCUCUGUUGGUUGUUAUUUGUCCUUUUUCGUUUGCCUACUUUUGUGUUUCAGUUCUUUUAAUCUCAGAUCACCUCCCUUCAGGUUGAGAAGUUCACCUUUGUGGCCAUUGUAAGCACUCACUUCCAUGUCCGAGUUCUAAACUCCCCUCUUCUGUGUACGUUUACAUACUUAGCUCGGAUAAAGGAGGGGGGUUUGCAAUUCAACCCAGUGUUAACCUGUUCAAAUUGCUCACGCAGACAGACAGAACUCUUCAUUAAGAGACAUCGGGCACAGUUUGAAUGCACUGAGGCUGCAGCUAAGUAAGUGAGAUAUAGUAGACAUAACAGUUGUGGCUGUGAGUUCUGUAGCUAUAUUGCUUACCAGGUAGUAUAUUACAAAAACUCCUAGUUCCUAGAAGCACUCUUUACACUGUACUCUGCUAUUACAUUGCCUCUCUGACUCUUUGCAAAGAGUACACUAAUUAAAGCGUUUUGUAAUAGUACUUCUUAAACUACUAUGGUAAGAUUGUAGUAAAAGAAAACUAUCUAGUGUAUUUUGGUCUGUAAUUGCAACAAAGAGAAAUUUUAUUUGAAAGUUGAUUACUAAAGAGAGAAUCGUUGAAUUGUAAAGACUGAAUGUUCUGGUAAUCUACAACCAAAUGUGCCAUCCACAUAAUGCUUUUCUCCUCUUGCCCUUCUGCUUGUUUGAAUUAAACAAUUAUGUAUUUAAUUCUCAAAGUAAUAUGUAUCUGUAGCUGAUUGUUGACACUAAUACAGAAGAUUAAUAAAAACUGAUCAGGGGACAGGGUGGGGUGGGCUACCAACACUAUAUAUAUAUUUGCUUUACAGAAAGGAAUCUUCAGGUUUUACAGAGGAUGGUGUGAUUGGUAGGAAGAGACACGCAGAAUGUUUAUGAAGAAAAUGCUUUUUUUUUUUCUCUUUUCUUUACAUUUAAACUCCUUUAUGGUUUAAAUACGCAGACUUUAGAUGGCACACUCCUGAGAUUGAAGAAGGGAUCUUGAGAUCUCAAAAUCUUGCAUACUCAGUUUUUUGGAUAUUGUAAUAAAAAAGGUAUUAUGUCAUGAUGGAGUACUGGGUUUAUCCUUGGGUGGUAGUCCUGGUGUGGCUUUAGAAAGGUCUAAUAGAGUAAAUUCUGAAUUUGUCUGACUUUGAAUGUGUGUGGCCUACAAAGAAAACAUUUGCAACUGCAGAGUUCAGUUUGAUAUGAGGCACUGUGUAAUGAGCUCCACCGUUGGUUCUCUCUGUGAUUUGUUUAUAGCUUUAAUGAAAACUGCAAGAUGGAGCUCUCUUACCGUACCUUUUCGCUAUUCAGUCUUCCUUACAGAUUUUGUAUUUCAGAGUAGUAGGCAGAGCAGGCAGCAGCUGAGGGCUGCUCUGAAAGUAAUGCCUCCUAUUUAUUAUUAUAAUGUCAGAGAUGAGUGUCGGUGGGAUGGCAGGAGAGGCUGAACCUUCCCACCGGUAUCCUGUAACAUGUUGUUGCUGUGUGACAGGUGGCAGCAAAGGAACACUCCGACACAAUGGUGUUUGACAUGAAAGUAUGUGUGAAACAAAGGUGUCUCAUUGAAUUCUUCCGUGCAGAAAAAAAUGGCAUCCAUUGACAUUUAUCAGCUUUUGCUGGAACUUUAUGGAGACCAGACAGUGGAUGUGAGCACAGAGAGGCGGUGGAUGGUGCGUUUCAGCAGUGGUGACAACGACAUCAAAGACAAGCCAUGUUCUGGAUGGCCAUGCAGAUUUUUGUGACUGUGGCGUGCAGGUGCUUGUUCAUCACUGGCAAAAAUGCUUAGCUGGUGGUGAUGACUCUGUUGAAAAAGUGUUUUGUAGCUGAGAAUUUGUUCUGUCAAAUAGUGCUAUUGUGCUCUUUGUAUCUGUUGUAGUUUCUAUGGAAGUAAAUCGAGGCAUUACUUUCAGAGCAACUAACAUGCAACUUGAUGAGUUAUACACGCGUUAUUCACCCACCGCUCUUCCUAUUUCUGUGAGAUUACCUGGAUUACAGCUGUGUAUGAAUUAGCAGCUGUUUUUUUCUGUAUGCGGGUAAACAAAAAUUGGGCGCUGAAAAUUCUGCAUGGUCCAGCCUCAUGAACAAAAGUAGUGAUUUAGGGCAGACCAGAACAAUCACUCUUCAUCCUGGCAAGAACAUACCCAUGGCUAGGUUCUGGAAGCAGGAAAGUUUUCGUUACAGAGUUGCUGAGAAGUGCCCCUUGUUUACAGUCGUCUUGCCAGGACAUCAUAGUUGGUUUCUUCUUAACCUUUGAAGUGAGUUCUGCAGAGACCAUAGGUUUUUUGCUGUCUAAUAUCUAAUUCUUUAUUUAGCUAAAUGUAAGCAUGUACCUUGAGUAUGGCAAAGAUGUUAAGAACUUCAGUAAACUAACAACCACGGUUACUCUUUCAUGCUCCGUGUUCAGUUUUCUGACACAUUCACUGUUUUUCUUGUUCCGUGAGUCUUCCUUUGCCUCUUGUGUGUUUUCUAUUUUGCUUUUUUUUUUUUUCCACUAAAAGUUUCUAACUCCUUUUCUAGUCUUGAUAGGUUAGAACUAAAUCAAAUAUACUUCCAAGUGAAAUUUUUUACCAUAUGCUUGAUAUUUUAAGGGGUUUACAGUCCUUUUUUUUUCUUCCACUUCUUGCCUUGUGAGCAGCUUCUUAAUAUUGAGGCGCCAACCAUUGAAGUAUUUUGUUUGGAAGCAGUUAGUUAAUUUAUGACCCAGCAGUAUGAACAACUAGCUUGACUUUUUUUUUUUCUUUUUUUAAACAAGCUUCAUCUUGUUUUUGCUCACUGUGUAUUUAAUCAACAUGCAGUCUAUUCAGCAGGCUCAUUAAUAGAUCUUCAGUUGUUCCCAGACUUUACUAAUUAAGAUAGGUUUCUGCGAGUUUUACUGCCUUUUUGACCUCAUUUUCUGGACUGGGCCUUAAGCAUUAAAAGUCUUCAGUGAUAACAGUUUAAUAAAGGACAGUAUUACAUGGA
Tympanuchus pallidicinctus (lesser prairie-chicken) is the source of this 4587-nucleotide messenger RNA. RefSeq names its product NCK adaptor protein 2 (gene NCK2). Gene Ontology annotation, biological process: positive regulation of endoplasmic reticulum stress-induced intrinsic apoptotic signaling pathway; negative regulation of endoplasmic reticulum stress-induced eIF2 alpha phosphorylation; negative regulation of PERK-mediated unfolded protein response. NCBI's taxonomy places the organism in Eukaryota, Metazoa, Chordata, Aves, Galliformes, Phasianidae. The record is from RefSeq and is a predicted model, not a curated record. Gene Ontology annotation, molecular function: protein binding. The transcript has 5 exons. The coding region runs from base 361 to 1503 and encodes 380 amino acids.